AUGUUGUUCUUGAAAUCUCAUCUUGUUGUUCUAUGUCAUCUGGCAUCGGGCAUUGGAAAAUUCCGGGCUGCCAGUGUUAUUAGUCACAUUAGUUUUGUUAUUUUUUUUGCCUACAAGCUAGAAGAUAUGUCAUCUCAAAAUUCUGAAGAAAAACCUGCCGAGGAACCAGCUACUACAGAUAAAGAUAAUACAGAAACACCGUCGACUUCAUCUAGUACAGUAGGAACAGAGAGUCCUAAACUGGGCCAAAGUUUGACUAUGGAGCAGUUGCGUAGAUAUUUGGCUGAAAAAUUAGGUUUUCACGAUGACAGCUCGGAUGAGAGGGAGAAGGUUAAGAUUCUAGAUAAUGUGAACUUGGAUGGUAUUGUGGAAUACAUUAGAAAGAAUAAUUGUAAAAACAUAAUUACGAUGGCUGGAGCUGGAAUCUCAACUUCGGCUGGGAUACCUGAUUUUCGCUCUCCAGGAACGGGGCUAUAUGACAACCUACAAAAAUACAACUUACCUCAUCCCCAAGCCAUAUUUGAAUUGGAUUUCUUCCAUGAAAAUCCAAAACCAUUUUUUGUCCUGGCCAAAGAAUUGUACCCAGGAAGUUUCAAACCAACUGUAUGCCACUACUUCAUCAAAAUGCUUGCAGAGAAAGACCUGCUGCUCAGACAUUAUACCCAAAACAUAGAUACUUUGGAGAGAGUAGCUGGUAUCCCCGAUGAUAAAAUUGUUGAAGCUCAUGGGACAUUUUAUACUGGCCACUGCUUGGGUUGUCGCUACAAAUAUUCACUUGACUGGAUGAAAGAAAGAAUAUUUAAAGACGAAAUUCCAGUGUGCGAAAAAUGUCCUGGCGUUGUUAAACCUGACAUAGUAUUCUUCGGGGAAAAUUUACCAGAUAGGUUCCAUAUUCUUAUUGGAAAAGACUUUCCAAAAUGUGACUUAUUGAUAGUUUUGGGGUCGUCGUUGAUUGUACAACCGUUUGCCUCACUUAUUGAUAGAGUUGAGCCUAAAGUUCCCCGGUUAUUGAUAAAUCACGAGAAAGCUGGCCACCAGUCAGGAAUAAUGUCAUUGCUUGGCAUGUCUUCCGGAAUGGACUUUGACUCAAAGGACAACACACGUGAUGUCUUCUGGUGUGGCGACUGUGAUGAAGGAUGCCAAUUGCUGGCAGAUAAACUGGGUUGGGGAGAUGAAUUAAGGGAAAUGGUUAAAAGAGAGCACGAAUCCAUCGACCAAUCUACGUGUGAAUCAAAGCAGACAGAUAAAAAGAUAAGUGAUACAAAAAACAAAGAUGAACCCAAAGACAAGGAGGAGGCCGGACCACCUCCACAAAAUGAAGACUCUAAAAAACCUUAAUAAGUCACUGUUACAAUUACUCUCAUAUUUUUUAUUGGUCUGACUGCUGUGCAAACAACAGCAGAUUAAUGAUUAUUGGUAUGUUUUGUCAUUUUGACAUUACAUUUGUUAAAACUGGGUCUGUUGUUUAUGCUCUCAUUAUUUCAUAUCAAAUAUGUAUCCAUUAGAAAUAUUGUACAAUGUUCUGUGUUGCAUUAGAACGUGCAAUGAAGUCAAGCUGUUAUAAAAAAUAAUUUAUUAGGUGUAUAAGAAUGUAUAUUCAUGUACUCAAAAAAUAAAAAGUGAAAUCAUUAAUAAUACCUUCGUUACUAUAAAUGUCAGUCUUAACCCCAAUCAUAAGAUUGAUAUAACAAAAUCAUAUGAACAAGUAAUACAGAAUGUGUAUAAAUAAAGAGAAACAUGGGUAUAUAUUCUGUACUACUUGAUCACAUAAAUUAAGAGUUUAUAAGUAUAUGAUGAUCAUAACAAUCAAAUUAUAUAUAGAAAUGUAGAGAUAUAAAAUAUUCCAAAGGUAUUCAUAAAUAUAUUUAAAA
This is a messenger RNA of Acanthoscelides obtectus, 1871 nucleotides long. The record is from the annotation of a GenBank genome assembly. Lineage: Eukaryota; Metazoa; Arthropoda; Insecta; Coleoptera; Chrysomelidae.